Cyphellophora europaea CBS 101466 is the source of this 393-nucleotide messenger RNA. RefSeq lists its product as uncharacterized. The record is from RefSeq and is a predicted model, not a curated record. The coding region runs from base 1 to 393 and encodes 130 amino acids. Gene Ontology annotation, cellular component: cell cortex. The transcript has 4 exons. Gene Ontology annotation, molecular function: actin monomer binding. Lineage: Eukaryota; Fungi; Ascomycota; Eurotiomycetes; Chaetothyriales; Cyphellophoraceae.
AUGUCUUGGCAAGCAUAUGUUGACACAAGCCUCGUCGGCACCGGUGAUGUCGACCGAGCCGCCAUCGUCAGUGCCGCAGGCGACAGCGUUUGGGCAACCUCAUCGAAUUUCAAGGUCUCGCCGCAGGAAAUGCAAGAAAUUGUCACUGCCUUCAAAGAUACUGCAGAACCCAAGAAUAUUCAGAGCACCGGGUUGCAUGUGGCCGGUGAAAAGUUCAUAGUACUCAAGGCAGACGACACCAGCAUUUACGGAAAGAAGGGCAAGGAGGGCAUCGUCAUCCGAAAGACCAAGCAGGCGCUCCUCAUCGCACACUACCCUGAAAGCGUCCAGCCCGGCAGCGCCGCGAACACCGUUGAGAAGCUGGGCGACUACCUCGUCGGCUCUGGCUACUAG